Xenopus laevis (African clawed frog) is the source of this 1557-nucleotide messenger RNA. RefSeq lists its product as uncharacterized. The coding region runs from base 397 to 1557 and encodes 386 amino acids. The transcript has 5 exons. Lineage: Eukaryota; Metazoa; Chordata; Amphibia; Anura; Pipidae. The record is from RefSeq and is a predicted model, not a curated record.
AGACCGUUUCGUGACUAAGGGCUAAUUUAAUGAAUAAGGACAAAGGAUUGUGUGUAAAUGUAGCUAAUAAAUGUGAAGGACAUUCCAGGUAUACAAAUAGGUGACAACUGGCUAAACACAGGUCAACAAGCCAGUUUCAUGACUAAGGUCGAAUUUAGUUAAUAAUGACAAUAGACUGUGUCUAAAUGUAACUAAUAUUUGUGAAGGGCAUUUCAGGUUUACAAAUAAGUGACAGCUGACUAAACACAGGCCACCAGUACAGCUUUUUCAAUGCUGGGAAUCGAUCACCAUCUGUAAUUGUAGCUAAGGUUGUUUGAGAUAGUAGUCAUAUAUAUAAAUGGCAGUUGUGGAAUGGAUACAGUACAUAUACAGUAACAGGAAGACAUUACACUUGUGAUGGAGUCUAGAAAAGAAGUUUACGAUAUGUCAAAGACUCGCACAGUUCAGAAGUUGGAUCAUAAUCGAGGUGAUCAGCUCAUUGGUGAUGUACAGCUAUACACAACAGAAAGCAGCUGUAAAAACGUGUUUCGUGUAACGGCUGAUGUGCAUAACUCUUUUGAUUCGUUGAUCAAUGAUAACACGACUUUAGAAGCUAGUAAAUGUACCAAGCCAGCAUUUGUUUCAAAGUUAUCAUUAACAAAAAGGCGUGCUGCAAAAUUACAGGAUUCAAAAAACAACAGUACCAUUCAAGUAACCACAACUAGUUCAGCCGAUGUUAGAACCUAUGUUGAAAGAACUAAAGUAUCUACAACACAACUCCUAGAUCCUCAAGACACUGCAUCAAUUCAGUCACCCACUCAGCAGCCAGCUGAACAUAUUGAUGAAAUCGAGAUACUGUCUCCGUUAAAUGUAGAUCCUACGAAUCAGUGCAACAGAAUAACUCCUCUGAAUAUCGAUGAUUCUGUAUCUGGUGAGUCAGCAAACAUAAAACCAACACAUCAGUGUCCUGUGCAACAAAGUAAUAACAGUUUUCCUAGAGUAAAACGGCCUUUAGGGCGUAAAACAUUGAAUGUCUGGUCUAAAAAACACAGAUCGGCUAGUGUUGUAACACCUACUAAAGACUCUAGGGACUCAAUAACGACCAAAUCAUCUAACAGUCAUAAGUAUGAUAACAGAUCGGAUAACUGGUACACAUGGUAUACAUGUGAAACUGAUUUCUGGUAUAAACUAAGAGAAGAAGUUCAGACUGCUAUAACAGAAAUUUCUAUUUUAUUGGGGUCAUCAUGUAAAGAUGAAAUAUUAACCAAAGGCAUCCCACUUAGCAAUAAACUUUAUAUUACAAACAAAAUAUUUGGUCGUGGUCUGCAACUGCUUCCUCAUGACACGGUUUCAAAUUUAGAUCUUAGUACCAGUGCAUGUAACCCUGUGCCCACUGAUCAUGCUAGAGAUUUACUACUGUGGCUUUUAAAACAGUGUAGAUUCUGGUAUGAUUUAAGAUCUGUUACCGAUACUGUGUUGGAUGAAUUUCAACGUUUAGAGACACUGACUGAUGAAAAAAUGAAGGCUACUGCGGCUUUAGGUCUUAAAAACAUUUAUAUCAAGCAAGUUUUUCCGUAG